AUGGUGUCAGGAGGAAAGAGGAGGAGGGUCUUCUUGCUUGUAAUCCAAAAAAUUCUUCUACUAAUUGUAUUGUGCUUAACAAGUAGGUGCUGCAAAGCCCAGCAUAAGCAUGAUCAGCACUGCAAUACUUCGUCUUGCGGGAAUAUCCGUGACAUACGCUACCCUUUCCGGCUGGAAGGCGAUCCCCAGCACUGUGGUCUUCGCGACUACCAACUUGCCUGCAACAACAAUCGCGCUAUACUACAACUUAAAAGUCCUCCUGAUGCAGGGUACGACUACAAAUUCAACUACUCCUACUACGUGGAGGCAAUCACUUAUGACAACUUCUCCAUUCGACUUGUUGAUCCCGGUCUAGACAAGGAUAAUUGCUCUUCUCUUUCACUUCAUUCUCUGCCAUAUAAUUCUUUUAGCAGAAACUCCAUUUUUACACGGAGAUUCUUUCCUUCUUUCAUAGGUUCAUAUAAUAAUUAUGAUGUUGUAUUCAUAAGCUGCCAGAAUCCUGUAAAUAGGAGUGGAUAUGUGGACACUGGCUUUUGUGAUAAAAGAAACACUACUUCCACCUCCAACACUACUUCACCAUCUCCGUUGCAAAAUCAUAAUUAUUUUGUAUUAGGAGAAAUGGAUUUCUCAGAACUGGAGGACUCCUGCAACAUCGGCAGUUCGGUUUUGGCAUCAAAGAUGUUGUAUCACGGCUCCUGA
Molecule: messenger RNA, 699 nt
Organism: Ilex paraguariensis (yerba mate)
Lineage: Eukaryota; Viridiplantae; Streptophyta; Magnoliopsida; Aquifoliales; Aquifoliaceae
Source: the annotation of a GenBank genome assembly